Messenger RNA from Triplophysa rosa, 6635 nucleotides. RefSeq names its product patched 2 (gene ptch2). Gene Ontology annotation, molecular function: hedgehog family protein binding; hedgehog receptor activity; smoothened binding. Gene Ontology annotation, cellular component: plasma membrane. Bases 523 to 4863 code for a protein of 1446 amino acids. Lineage: Eukaryota; Metazoa; Chordata; Actinopteri; Cypriniformes; Nemacheilidae. The transcript has 22 exons. The record is from RefSeq and is a predicted model, not a curated record. Gene Ontology annotation, biological process: smoothened signaling pathway.
AGCGAGCGAGCGAGUUCCUCCCGCACUUCCCCCUCCCGGCGCUGCCUGCCUGCCUGCCUGGGUGGUCUCCCUCUCUCUCCGCUUUGGCGAGCUGUUGCUUAGCAGCUAAUAAUAGGAGAUGUUUGCAAAGUAAUUUGCCUCUUCCUCGGCCAAUGAGAACCAGAGCACUUUUCCAUCAAACCACCCUUUUCAGGAUUCGCAAAGGGGCUACCUCUCCAAAUGUUACUGCAACAGGAUCAGAGGUAGACUGAGGGAAUCUGCUCGCCACUUAUCGCAGCUUUAAAACCAGUUACGAGCACCAGUUGUACGAAUGAAGACCGAAGGAUCUAUACGGAUUCGGGCGCAUAAUGUUGGAAUGGGAUUGGAAGACUUUGGCUCAAGGAAAGACUAGAGAAUAUUCUUUCAACUUUAUCCCGACGGAUGCGCGCGUCCUGUUUCUUGGAUUAUUAUUGUUAUUAUCGCCUAACGCGCCGCGUUCGUCUUUAACUUUCUUCGGCGCUUCUUCGCUUUCUCGUUUGGACUAUGGCCUCGGAUCCCAGAGACCCGGGGGCCGGUGGUGUUUUUGGAGAUUCACCCCCAAGUUACACGCGCUCUCCACCGCCCGUGAACUCAGAUCUCCUCCGGAGACCCAGUUACUGCCACGCCGCUUUUGCGUUAAGACAGAUUUCUAAGGGGAAAGCUGUGGGACAGAAAGCACCACUGUGGAUUCGGGCGAGGUUCCAGGCUUUUCUCUUUUCUCUGGGCUGUCACAUCCAGCGACACUGUGGAAAAGUCCUUUUCAUUGGACUGCUUGUAUUCGGAGCCUUGUCUGUUGGUUUACGAGUGGCUGCCAUCGAAACGGACAUCGAGAAACUAUGGGUGGAAGCCGGCAGUCGAGUAAGCAAGGAACUGCGGUACACGAAGGAGAAGCAAGGAGAGGAGUCAGUGUUCACCACCCAGAUGCUCAUACAGACACCCAAACAGGAAGGAAUCAAUAUUCUUACCCAGGAGGCUUUGCUGCUCCACCUGGAGGCUGCUCUGUCAGCUAGCAAAGUCCAGGUGUCUCUUUAUGGAAAAUCUUGGGAUCUUAAUAAAAUCUGCUUCAAGUCUGGAGUCCCGAUUAUAGAGAAUGUCAUGAUUGAGAGGAUGAUUGAUAAGCUCUUCCCCUGUAUGAUUGUGACUCCGUUGGACUGCUUUUGGGAAGGUUCCAAGUUGCAGGGAGGCUCUGCCUACUUACCGGGAAUGCCUGACAUUCAGUGGAUGAAUUUAGACCCCAUCAAGCUAAUGGAGGAGCUGAGCCAGUUUACGUCUCUGGAGGGCUUCAGAGAGAUGCUGGAUAAGGCUCAGGUGGGCCACGCCUAUAUGAACCGCCCUUGCCUGGACCCUAAUGACACAGACUGCCCACACAGUGCCCCCAAUAAGGACCCGCGGCAGGUCCCUGACAUUGCUGCGGAGCUUCAGGGCGGUUGCCAUGGUUUCUCCAAGAAGUUCAUGCACUGGCAGGAGGAGUUGAUCCUGGGCGAAAGAGUAAAGGACUCCCAGAAUGCUUUGCAGAGUGCUGAGGCCCUUCAGACCAUGUUCCUUCUCAUGAGUCCCAAACAGCUCUACGAGCACUUUAAAGACGACUACGAGAUCCACGACAUCAACUGGAAUGAGGACAAGGCCACUGCCAUCCUGGAGUCCUGGCAGAGAAAGUUUGUUGAGGUUGUCCACGGUAGCAUUCCUCAGAACGCUUCUUCUAACGUUUAUGCCUUCUCUACCACCACUCUCAAUGACAUCAUGAAGUCUUUCUCCGACGUCAGUGUAAUCCGGGUGGCAGGUGGUUAUCUGCUCAUGCUUGCAUACGCAUGUGUCACCAUGCUGCGCUGGGACUGUGCUAAGUCUCAAGGUGCCGUAGGGCUGGCAGGAGUGCUGUUGGUGGCUUUGUCUGUGGCUGCAGGACUUGGAUUGUGUUCACUGCUGGGGCUUUCCUUCAAUGCCGCCACCACACAGGUGCUGCCGUUCCUAGCCCUGGGCAUUGGAGUGGAUGACAUGUUCCUGCUGGCUCAUUCCUUUACUCAGACCAGGUCCAAUAUCCCAUUCAAGGAAAGAACGGGUGACUGUCUGAAAAGAACUGGCACCAGCGUGGCGCUGACCUCCAUCAAUAACAUGAUCGCUUUCUUCAUGGCUGCCCUAGUGCCUAUUCCUGCUCUCCGGGCCUUCUCGCUUCAGGCGGCUAUUGUGGUGGUCUUUAAUUUCGCCAUGGUUCUUCUGAUCUUCCCUGCCAUUCUGAGCUUGGACCUGCACAGGCGCGAGGACAAAAGACUCGAUAUCCUGUGCUGUUUCUACAGUCCCUGUUCAUCUCGAGUUAUCCAGAUCCAGCCUCAAGAGUUCUCUGAUGCCAACGACAACCACCAGCACGCCCCUGCCACCCCCACCUACGCCGGUUCCACUAUUACCACCAGCACCCACAUCACCACAACCGUCCAGGCCUUCACUCAGUGUGAUGCUGCUGGCCAACAUAUUGUCACCAUACUGCCUCCCACCUCCCAGAUUUCCACCAGCCCUCCAGCCAUGGUUCUCUCCACCCCAACUCCCACCACCGAUCCUUAUGGCUCCCAGUUGUUCACCACCUCCAGCUCCACCCGAGACCUCCUGGCCCAGGUGGAGGAGCCCAAAGAGGGCCGCGAGUGUGUGCCACUCCCUUUCUUCCGCUGGAAUCUCUCACGCUUCGCACGAGAAAAAUAUGCCCCCGUGUUACUUAAGCCCGAAACCAAGACUGUGGUGGUUGUGGUUUUUGUCGCUCUCUUGGGCCUUAGCCUCUAUGGCACAACAAUGGUUCAUGAUGGACUCUACUUGACUGACAUUGUCCCUAGGGACACAAAGGAGUAUGACUUCAUCUCUGCCCAGUUUAAAUACUUUUCCUUUUAUAACAUGUACCUGGUUACCAUGGAUGGCUUUGACUAUGCCCAUUCCCAAAGACAGCUUAUACAACUUCACAAUGCCUUUAACACUGUGAAAUAUGUGAUUAAGGACAGCAAUCACAAACUUCCUAGAAUGUGGCUCCAUUACUUCCAGGAUUGGCUCAGAGGUUUGCAAUCUACAUUCGAUGCUGACUGGAAGGCAGGCAGGAUCACCCGUGACAGCUAUCGCAAUGGCACUGAGGAUGGAGCACUUGCGUACAAGCUUCUUAUACAGACUGGCUCCAAGAAAGACCCUUUUAACUACAGCCAGCUCACAACCCGUCGGCUGGUGGAUGAGGAUGGUCUCAUCCCCCCUGAGGUGUUCUACAUUUACCUGACAGUAUGGGUCAGUAAUGAUCCACUGGGUUAUGCUGCCUCUCAAGCCAACUUCUACCCUCACCCUCGGGAGUGGAUCCAUGAUAAGUACGACACCACCGGGGAGAACCUUCGCAUCCCUGCAGCUGAGCCUCUGGAGUUUGCGCAGUUUCCUUUUUACAUGAACGGCCUCAGACAAGCUUCCGACUUCAUCGAGGCCAUCGAGAGUGUGCGCUCCAUUUGUGAAGAGUUUAUGCGCCAGGGAAUUCAGAACUAUCCCAACGGCUACCCAUUUCUGUUUUGGGAACAGUACAUAGGUCUACGCCACUGGUUCCUGCUGUCCAUCAGCAUAGUCCUUGCGUGCACCUUCCUGGUGUGCGCUAUCCUCCUCCUCAACCCGUGGACUGCAGGCAUCAUUGUUUUUAUUUUGGCCAUGAUGACUGUGGAACUUUUCGGCAUCAUGGGAUUGAUUGGUAUUAAGUUGAGCGCCAUUCCCGUGGUCAUCCUCAUUGCCUCCGUUGGUAUUGGUGUGGAGUUUACUGUGCACAUUGCACUGGGUUUCCUGACUGCUAUCGGGGACAGGAACACUCGUUCAGCUGUGGCAAUGGAGCAUAUGUUUGCUCCUGUGAUUGACGGCGCCAUCUCCACUCUGCUGGGAGUGCUUAUGCUUGCCGGCUCAGAAUUCGACUUCAUCAUGAGAUACUUCUUUGCCGUGCUGGCCAUUUUGACAUUAUUGGGGAUCCUGAAUGGUUUGGUGCUACUUCCAGUACUGCUGUCGCUCAUGGGUCCCCCGGCUGAGGCUGUGCAUGCUAACAACGCCAAUCAAUUGCAAAGUCCCUCCCCUGAGCCCAUGCCACUACCUAUGAACCACCACGGGUACUACACUGGGAACAUCCCGAAGGGACCGCGUCAGGCAUUCUCCGAGACCUCCGAAUCCGAGUACUAUUCUGAAACCACCUCCGGCAUCGGCGAGGAGGAAUACAAGUACUGUGACAGGAGCACGUACAUCACACCCCCGGCUCAUCCUCCCACCUCCCAUAUUUUACUGGAAGCCAGCAAAAACCCCAGCUUCCCUAAGCUUACAGUGGUGAAGCCUUUCCACGAAACAGGCACUAAAGGACAGCUGAGCGAGUCUGCCCAGAACGCCAUCAACUCUGUCAGUUCGCAAAUCACGCGAUGGGAUAACAAACACGAGUACCAAGGGCCAAAGCGACAACAUUUACCAAGUGACAGGCCCCACUGUCCUCACAGGACUACUCAGUGUGGCCCAGGGCCACAACCAGGGAGAAAGCAGCAGCAAAACAGGACUACAGCCCCAGCCAAUGGUGCCGGGGCAUUGCAGCGGCCUAACAAUGCCAUCACCAUGGUUACAGCCACAGCCUCUGUGACGGUGGCAGUGCAUCCCAGUUUGCCGGGGUCAUAUCAGGGUUACAUGCACGAAGGGUUUGAGGAUACCGAGUCGGACUCUUUCGAGGACUCUAAGAGAACUUCUCAAACGUAUGGAAAAACUUCAAAUUAUAAGAGAGACUCUUUGGAACUUCAAGAUCUGGAACCCACAGAGAACAGCCAGUAUCAAUCUAACCAGGCGCUAGGUGGUGCAUGGAUCCAAGCAGCCAAAGAUUGCUAGAUUGCUCCCAGCCCCCGCAUCCCUUUGUCCGGAAUCUUUGGCUGCCUCGGGCAGUCCCCGACCCCAGCAUGGUGUCUUUGAACUGUACAUAGACCUCACACACACGAGAGGAUUUAUUUUAAAAUUAUUAAAAAGGUCUUUUUAGAGAUUUAUAAAUAUAUAUAUAUUUUAAUACUAAAAAAGAGGGAAACUAUUUUAAAUCGUGCUGUAUAACUUGUGUAUUCACUUGUGUAUAAGAGGAUUUGGAGGCCUUGUUUCCUCCGUUGUAUAGAUUCUGAAAUGUGCUAUAUGUAAAAAGAAGUUAAUAUUAGGUUAUUGAAAUGCAAGGUCAGUGUUCCUUUUUUGCUGCUACACUUCAAAUUUAAGAUGACAUGUCUUGAACAUAUGCAGUACCCCUUUCUCCAACACAAGCCGAGAUAUAACUUUUAUGUUAACAAGUUCUUAAACCGCAGCCAAUAGGAAGCUUAUCUGUAUUGGUUGAAGAUGUUGACUUAUUGCACUGUACAAAAUCUAUAUCUACACAGAUAGCAGUUUCUGUCAUUUCCAGUGUUUUUCCUUUAUUUAUUUUGCUUUUUUCCUGACAGCAACCAUUGUGCCUUCUUUACUUUCAGUCUUACAACUUAACUUGUCUGUUCAUUAAUAAGUUACUAUAUUGUUUUUAUUUCAAAAGUUAGUGCGAAACUCUCUAUGUGUAGUACAGUGUGCAGUGAACAGAUAUGAGUCUAAUGUUACAUUAUUUCAUUUUGUGGUCCUUUGCAGUCUACAUUGACAUACUUGAAGGGUGGUCAAAUGAUGUUUUUCUCUAAGGUUAUUUCAGCCAUACAUUGUGUAAGCUUCAGUUUGUCACUAUAUAUGUCCCAGUAAAUGUUUGGGAGAUAUCAUGCAAACAUAUUUACCCAAAUAUCAUUUAGAAAUGGAAUACUACAUAAGUGCAAAAAGGAGAUUUUCAUUAUUUUUUAUAUUGCUAGCUGCUUUGUACAUAGCGACUGCCCUUCGCAUUCGUUUACCAGGAAGUUGCCCCCCCGGGUAUCUCCCUCAAGGCCAGUGUAGGGACAGGUAACCAAUUCUGGUGCUAGACUUCUCAGUAUUUUGUCUUAGGUUCAGUUCUCUUUCUUGGGUCCAAUUUCAGGCAGUAUUUUAGCUAAAAAAGCUCACUCGUUCAGUAUUGGUCACAUCACUGCCAGAUUAAAUGCAGGGAAAAGUGUUAAUUUAAGUGGCAGCUUCUCACACACAAUUUCUUUCUGUCUGUAUAUUUAACAAAAUAAGUAGUUACUGUAUCUGGAAGACAACACAACAUAAGCAAUCGAAAGCACAUGUACAGCGCAAGGACAGGAGCGGCACGGGCAGACAGGGGUAGGGGAUGGGGGUCCUGCAUAGGGGUUUUGUUUCAAAUGUAUGUCAUGCCAUAUAAAUUAUUUAUAUAAAAUUUUUAUUUUUGUAGUUUGUACAGAUGUUAGUCGCUAGACUGAAGUUAUAUUUUUAAAGAGUAAAUAUAUUAUAAAUAUAAAUAUAUAAUUAUAUCUAUUUGUUUUGGGGGUGGGGUGGGAUUUGAGAUCUUCAUAUUGCUGUUGGAAAUUAUGAAGGAAAGGGGUGGCUACAGUUGUCCACCUUGCGACUCUUUGCCCUUCCUUCUCCAUGUAAAGAUUUGAAGAGUUUCUGUUAUUGUUGUUGUCUAAAACACUGUGACUUCAGAAAACUUUGUUCGAGGAAAAAAGAAACGAUGUGACCAUCAUUUCCUUCACCCUUUAUAGGAAUUCAACUAACAAAAUAAA